AUGGCCGGCCUCAGCCCCCAAGUUACCAACAUUGUCAUCAUUCUUGGAAUGAUGCAAGUGUCCAAGAGAAUCCCUUUCGAGGACCCCGACACCCUCAACAUUGUUCGCGCGCUGUACAUUGCCAGCAACCUGAUUAUCGCCUCCAUCUACCUGUAUACUCAGAUCCAGAUCAACAAGAAGAAGGAUCUGACGACCCUCAAGUAUGUCGAGCCGGCGCCCAUGGGAUCGACUGAGGAGGGCAAGCUCGUGACCACCACCAUCCACGCCUACGACUCCCAGCAGGUCAAGCAGCUCUUCCGCUCCCAGCUCAUGGGUGUUGGUAUGAUGGCUUUCAUGCACCUCUACCUCAAGUACACCAACCCGCUCCUGAUCCAGUCCAUCAUUCCCCUCAAGAGCGCUCUCGAGUCCAACUUGGUCAAGAUCCACGUCUUUGGCCAGCCCGCCGCAGGUGACCUCAAGCGCCCGUUCAAGCAGGCCGCUGGCUUCAUGCAGGGACUCCAGAGCGGCCCCGCCCAGAGCGACAAGAAGGCCGUCGAGGCUGCCGAGAGAGCUGGCCGUGGUGGCGCCAAGGAGGAGUAA
This is a messenger RNA of Pestalotiopsis fici W106-1, 579 nucleotides long. RefSeq lists its product as uncharacterized. The record is from RefSeq and is a predicted model, not a curated record. Gene Ontology annotation, cellular component: endoplasmic reticulum; mitochondrion. NCBI's taxonomy places the organism in Eukaryota, Fungi, Ascomycota, Sordariomycetes, Amphisphaeriales, Sporocadaceae. The coding region runs from base 1 to 579 and encodes 192 amino acids. Gene Ontology annotation, biological process: protein targeting to ER. The transcript has 3 exons.